AUGAAAUUAAAUCUAUAAGUCUCAAAUAUUAGGAAACACUACGAUAAAUUCGAUUACAUCCUAUAAGAACUCAUCAAUGAAGAUGUUGAUAUCUAAAUUAAUGUGGUUAAAUUAACUCCUUAAACAGAUGCUCUUAUUUAAAAGUUAGAGUCUCACAGAUUUUUAAAUCUGGACCAUUUUUAUAAAAUACCACUUCAUCAAUUCUCUGAUAUCCUCAAAUACGACAAAGAACUUGAAUACAAACUCAAAGAAUUUGUUGCUUCAACAUUUGAUACUCAAUUUAGCUGGUUUAUACAAAAUGAAUAUAUUGUCACCCAUCUAGAUUGCUCAUAUUAGGUCGAUUAAUUUCUAAAUAAGUUGUUCUAUUCGUAGACUAACUUUAAACAAUAUGCAGAUUAUUUGAAUGCUCAACAUUAAAUCAAAGUUUAUGCAAGUCAAGAUGAUAUUCCCUUAAAGGAUUAUAAGAAAUAUAAUACAAGAAGAACUUAUACGUUAUAUGGAUUUAAGAGUCAGCUUAAAUAGCAAAAUGUCUUUGAGAAAAAAGUAGUCAGACAUGAAAAUGAUGUUGCUAUGCAUAAUGUAUUUAUUGAAUACUAUAUUCCUAUAAUUAAAUAAUGGAUUGAAUAGCAUUUAUAUACAUAUGUUGAAGUGCGGAGAGGUCAUUAGAUUAUUGAUUUAUAUGGACCACAUCAACUAGUCACUAAAGCUGAAGAAAUAUUAAUGAAGGAGUAUACUGCCCUUAAUUAUUAAUGUGGAAUACUCAAAUUUAAGGAUCUUGAUGAUGAAUCUAUCUAACUCAUGUAAAUAUAAGAAGUUUUAAAUCAAAAUUAGUAUUACGAUUAUGAAGUGGCAAAACAUAGUUCAUUUGCUUUAGACUAAUUAGAAAACUCAUUGAAAUCAGUUAAAUGUAGAAUCUUUUCUGCAAUUUUGGUUAUUGAUUUUAGGAAUGCUAAACUAUGCAAUAAUGCCAAAUAUUAUUUUAAUUUCAAUUAGGAUAGAAAGAAUAUUGAGAUUAUUCUUGAAAAUGAAGUUUAUAAACUAUCUAAAACCCACAGAGAUGGAAAAGCUUUAAGCUAUUUUGUCAUCAUCAAUGGAAGAUUCUAAUAAUCAGUAUUUCUUAAGAAACUUAAUGACGAUCUGGAUAUUAUUCAUUAGAAUAUACACAAUAUAAACUAAACUAAUUAUUUAAGAAAUUUGUCAGAAAAAGAGUUAAAUAAUCUUCUAAACACUUAUUAGGUUAAAUUAAAAUUCAACUAGAAUUGCAUUGACGUAUUAGGUAAAUAACAAUAAGUAGAUCGUUUUUUAUAAUUCCUAAUCAAAUAAAUUUCACCUCAAGCAGAUGUGAUUGACUUUCAUUAUUUCAGAAAUUAAUUUAAUUAUAAUGUAAUAAUCAACAAUUAUAAGGAUACGUUACAGGAUAUGCUUUAGUAAUGUCAAUGUUAAAGCUCUUUUGAAGAAAAAUCAAUGAUAAUGAAAAUUUUUAGUAGAGAUUCAAGCAAGAUACUUUAAUUAAAAACAUAAUUAAGACUAUUGGAGAACGAUAUUGAAAAAUCUAAAAAAACCAUUUAAAUAUAAAUUGAAAAACCGUUAAAUAUACAUUUACAUUCAUUAAUUCAAUAAAUUUCAUCAAAAUUUCCAUCUGUUGUUAUUACUAUUGAAAAAAAUAAUGAUUCUGGAUUGAAACAGCUUUCAUCUUUCACUAAAAAGUAAUCAAAAAUAAAAGUGUUUUAUGGUUAACCCAAUUUACUAUAUGAUAUUUAGAAGGAUAGUCUAAAUCUGAAAAAUAGUAUGAUCUUAAUACCAACGGAGAAAAUACACGAUUAACCCUAAACAACAUAAUUGUUAUGGUUGAAUGAACUAAUUCAGCAAAAUAAUAUUACUUUAAUCAAUCAGAAGGAAAAUUCUUCUUUUGAAUUGUUUUAGUAUGAGCUAAAUUUUCAACAAAAAUUGACUGACUCCGAUUCAAUUUAGAAAUAUGUGUAUGAAACGGUGGAAGAUCUAUUGAAACCAUAAAAUUAUAUCCACUAUUUUGACAAAUAAAGUUUGCAUAAAUCUUAUGAUAAACUAAUUGAUGAAAUUAAAACCUCAAACCCUACAUCUAUAAUUAUCACAAGUUUAGUUCAGAAAAAUUGUUAAGACCUAAGACAAUUAAUUGAGUACAUCAAAUAAGCAGACUUUCCAUCGAUUUAAAUUUCGUUAAUGACAGAUGAAAAAAAUGACCUGACUGCACUCAAAUCAUUUCUAAAUGAGAAUUUUGAAGAGGAGUAUUCAAAUCAAGACAAAUAAACUUAUCAUAUAUCUAUAAAAGGUUGUUUUUAAGAAACCCUUAAUUAAGUGAUUAAAGAAUUAAAUGAGAUAUGA
This is a messenger RNA of Paramecium tetraurelia, 2361 nucleotides long. RefSeq lists its product as uncharacterized. The transcript has 7 exons. Lineage: Eukaryota; Ciliophora; Oligohymenophorea; Peniculida; Parameciidae. The record is from RefSeq and is a predicted model, not a curated record.